Messenger RNA from Sycon ciliatum, 1778 nucleotides. RefSeq names its product mucin-2-like. Bases 29 to 1351 code for a protein of 440 amino acids. Lineage: Eukaryota; Metazoa; Porifera; Calcarea; Leucosolenida; Sycettidae. The record is from RefSeq and is a predicted model, not a curated record. The transcript is spliced from 2 exons.
UAAUGCCCGACGUCGUCUGGUGCCGAAAAUGAUUGAAGCAGAGAACAAGCGUAGAGCCGCCUGUGACCAACCGCCACUGAAGGUCGAAGCAUUUACGAUGAGCAACUGCACAUCUUCGUCACCAUGCUCCUCAGAGGAAUCCGCUGAUGCUAAGACCGACUAUACUUUUGCAUCACCCACUGAUAUCCCCAUGGAGACGGAGAAUUCUCUCGCACCCAGAUCUCUCAUGCUCCCAUCCCCUUGCAGUAUUUCAGACAAAAGCACGAGCACAAGGAGUAGUUCACUGCCUGCCAUUGCCUUCAGUCCGGUGGGAGCAAUCAGUGCGUUGAGAGGAGCAUUGCCACAUGCACAGCCCAUUGCGUGGACAGGCGACAGGGCAGCUGAGCCCGCCAGUUCUCCCAGCCACAAGUCAACAUCAGCUGCUGCUGCCUGUCAUCCCUCCUCUUCUUGCCAUUUGGAAUCAUCAGCAACAGCACGCAUUUCCAAAGGCGAUAAAGGCGAUCGUAAAGCCCAGCGCCCAGCAACCCUACUACCUAGUCACUACAUUACUGUACAACAGCAGCAGCAGACUAAUGCCAGCCCUCCAUCUCACUCGGUUUCUAGCAUCGCAACACCAGUGCACGCAGAGCAGCCCGCACCGCCUGUGCAGCCUGUACAACCGGUACCCAACAUAACCAUUGCUCCACCUGCUCCACCUGCUGCAUCGGCAAUGAUUGUACAGGCACCCACAGUGAGCAAUACAGCGAUGUUUAGCCCGGCCACAGUGAGGAUGCCGUUCCAAGUAGUGCACCAAUUCCCAGCAGCACAGCCAGCAGCAGUGGCAGCAGCAGCAGCGCCAAUGUACAAGGAUCCUUCUACACUGUCGCUGGCCCAAGCAUCCGGCUCAGCAAGGUUCCUUCCCAGCAGUCAUGUGACAGUUCCGAGAUUGCAGCCUCUCCAUGUGAUUAGCGUGAUUCCCACUGCCUCACCGAUGCAUAUCCCAGCCAGCACGAUACCAUAUCCGCCUCAGCAUGCAAUGCAACUGGCACCCGUACAGGCAGUACAAACAGUUCAGCCAGCUCAGCAAGCAGCAGCAGCUGUAGCACUACCACAACUGCAGCAGCAGCAGCAGCCGCCGCAGAUCAUGGUAUUGCAAUACACACCCACCACAUCACCCAACCAUCCGGACACUGCUGCGGCCGUAUCUGUGGGCCAUGGAUCCACUGCAUCCACUGCCCAAUCAUCGCCACAGUAUCCAGUUGUUACGAGUACCACACAGUAUAGAUCAGCUGACGGUCAGCUGUAUCCCAUUGCCAUUGUGCCUGCUCCUCAGCAAGGUAUCCCAGUGACCACCAUCACACAUGACACCUAACUUAAAUACAACGUCCGCUCCAAUACAGGCUUACAGCCCUGAAUAAAUUCAAUGGAAUAGGAGAUGAGUUUUUUCGCCAGCACUGAGCAAUGUGCACUGAACACCAGCCGCAGACCGUCUAAUUUAAAAUAGCCCUGUUGUUUACAAUAGCCCUGUUGUUUGAAACACCAUAUGUGUACUUUAGGUUGUUUUGUGAUCCUGAACAAACCGUCUUUUUCAUGUCCUCGCAUUUUUAAAGUGAACAAUUUUGAUCUAAUGUGGAAUCCUGCACUUGUUGACAAGUCACGGCACACAUUGGUGUAUGCUAAUAAUAAUCCAACGUCAUCACUAUUUGGCUGUGCAAGUUGGACUGAGGGCCAUGUGCGGCGGGAGUGUAACUUACUGACAUCUUGACAAUAAUAUUGAUAACCCUUCACUACUUUUUCAC